UUCUACUCUAGAUUCGAUUCUAAGCAAGAUAUCGUUAGUUCCAGUCAAGUGAAAUCUUCCGUACAACGUGGAAUCCGUGCCAAAGUUUUACAGCAGUUUCCUGAUUUACAAGAUUACAUCGAUGAUAUUCUACCCAAGAAAGCAGCGCUCAUAUUAGUCAAAUGCCAUGAUCAUAUUGAAAUUGUAUCCAUUAAUACCAAGCUGUUGUUCUUUCGACAACGUGAUGGCCCUUUCUUUCCAACGUUAAGACUUUUACAUCAAUAUCCCUUCAUCCUCCCCCAGCAGCAAGUUGAUCGAGGGGCUAUUAGGUUUAUCCUUAGUGGUGCAAAUAUCAUGUGCCCUGGAUUAACUUCCCCUGGUGGAAAGAUGGUUCCAACGGAGGAAGAAACAAUAGUUGCCGUCAUGGCUGAAGGUAAACAACAUGCAAUCAGUAUAGGGAAGAUGAAGCUAUCGUCUGAAAAUAUAGCUAAGAUUAACAAAGGUAUCGCGAUAGAAAAUAUCCACUUUUUAGGCGAUGGCUUAUGGUACGUUAGUGAACUGGAAAAGUAA
Messenger RNA from Trichoplax adhaerens, 549 nucleotides. RefSeq lists its product as uncharacterized. The record is from RefSeq and is a predicted model, not a curated record. NCBI's taxonomy places the organism in Eukaryota, Metazoa, Placozoa, Uniplacotomia, Trichoplacea, Trichoplacidae. Gene Ontology annotation, molecular function: RNA binding. The annotation marks the transcript as partial. Gene Ontology annotation, biological process: formation of translation preinitiation complex. The transcript is spliced from 5 exons.